AUGGAGCACAAAGAUGAUGACGAUGAUGAUGUGUCUUUUGCCAAAUGGAUGAGCAGCUUCUGGGGUCACAGCUGGAUAGAGGAGGAUGAGAGAGGACUCCGGGACCGCCAUGGAUCACAGGACUCCAGUUACAGGAAAACCUCCCUGCCCUGCCCAUUUCCUGUGCUUCCCAGCAUGAUGUCAUCUGACAGCCAUCCUAGAAGUCAUUCUUAUGAGGACCAGGGAUUCCAAUGCCAUACUCAGAUGCGGGAUUACAGAAAAUGCUCAGGGGAUGGGUCAUUCAAGGAGCCACUGGAAUCAAAAAGAAGAUCCCAUUCCAAAAUUCAGGCAUUUUCAGAGUCCUUUGAACAGCAACUCUGCUUUAGAACCAAACGCUCUGUCUCUUCGGGACCUGAGAGCAGAAAGGAGAGAAAUGAGAGAGAAUACCGGACACUGGAAAUGAGGUCUUGCAAGAAAGUGGAGGAAAGAAGGAGCUCUGGGAAGGAAGAGUGUGGAGAAGCGUACCUGCCCACCCUGUCUGAAAAGGGGCCCAAAUAG
Molecule: messenger RNA, 537 nt
Organism: Lipotes vexillifer (Yangtze River dolphin)
Lineage: Eukaryota; Metazoa; Chordata; Mammalia; Artiodactyla; Lipotidae
Gene: LNP1
Product: leukemia NUP98 fusion partner 1
Exons: 3
Coding region: 1-537 (178 amino acids)
Source: RefSeq, a predicted model, not a curated record